This is a messenger RNA of Cottoperca gobio, 586 nucleotides long. RefSeq names its product E3 ubiquitin-protein ligase znrf3-like. The record is from RefSeq and is a predicted model, not a curated record. The transcript has 2 exons. Bases 266 to 586 code for a protein of 106 amino acids. NCBI's taxonomy places the organism in Eukaryota, Metazoa, Chordata, Actinopteri, Perciformes, Bovichtidae.
CAGAGAGAGAAAAAGAGAGAGCGAGAGAGAGAGAGACAGAGAGAGAGAGAGAGAGAGAGAGAGCGAGCGUUUGCAGGCAAUGUAAUUGACAAGGCUUGCAGUGGUGAAAUAAACACGCUUCAGCCCAGGCUCAGCUUUUAUUGCACAAUUCUGCCUCUUUUGACGCAUCGCCCGUUGCCCGUGUAGACUUGAUACCAAUUACCUUCACCCGAUUAAUUAAUCCAUGUGAAAUUAUGUCCCGAUCGCCGCAGAUCCAGCCGGCAAGAUGAUGAUUUUACCACGGAGAGGCUCAGAUCGUGUACCCGACUCGGUGGUCCUGGUGAUCUUCGUGGUUGCCGCUUCUCUUGGUACGGUUUUCGCCAAGGAUACUGCAUUUGUGGAAGUGGUUCUGUUCGAGUCCAGUCCCAAUGGAGAUUAUACUACGUACACGACUGGUUUGCAAGGACGGUUCUCCAAAGCAGGAGCCACUAUCAGCGCGGAGGGGGAGAUCGUUCAAGGAGGAAGCAUGACAACGCAGAACUCGCCACAGAGCCAAACCCCAGGCUUCCCAAGCCAGCUCCCUGAUUUCUCCAGUUCAACUCCGUAA